UUUCCACCAGCCUAUUUGUGGCAGUUCUUGGCACAGUGAAUUGCAGAGAGUCAGCUGCUUCCUUUGGCAGGCAGACAGAAGCAGGACACCUGCAGUCACUGUACCAGCCACUUACAUUUGAGCUGAGCACCAAAAUCAAAGAUUCCACGCAUGCAUUGCUACCACUGGCAGAAAACAUCAGUGGAAGAGUGAUGGAGAAAAACAGAGGGAAGUUAAUCAACAAAGCAUUAUACAGCCUGGAGUCAGAGCCAGUUGCCAUAGCAACCUUUCUAGAGAAGACUGGGUUGGGCUUUGACGAAGCAGCUGAUGAAGUGCGCUCUGAUUGGCUGGCAUUGCUGGUAGGCCCGGCCCUCUAGUGUAUGAUACAACCUUGACUAUAGCAGUACAAUUUCCUGCGCAACUCUGCUGGCUUUUAGAGACACUGCAUUCAUCAUCCCUUGUUCUCUGACCUUGUAUGUGUAGGAUGUCUUGUGACUAGUUAGUGGCAGAUCAGUAGAUCCGGCUGCUGGGAGAAUGGGCAGCCAUAGGUGCAUGUAUGUGUGUGUGACCUCAGACGCCGGACGGGAGAGGCUGCAGCUCAAGACUGAAGGAGACUGAGCAUGCAGAGGUUUGUGGAGGCUGAUUACUACGAGCUGGACUGGUACUAUGAAGAGUGUGCUGACGUUCUAUGUGCUGAUCGAGUGGGCCAGAUGACUAAGACGUAUAAUGAUAUAGAUGCUGUGACACGUCUCCUGGAGGAGAAAGAGCGGGAUUUGGAGUUGGCGGCUCGUAUAGGUCAGUCUCUGCUGAAGAAGAACAAAACCCUCAGCGAGAGGAACACCUUCCUGGAAGAGCAGGUGGAGCACAUACGAGAAGAGGUGUCUCAGCUGCGUCAUGAUCUCUCAAUGAAGGAUGAGCUCCUGCAGUUCUACACAAGUGCAGCUGAGGAGAGCGAUGGAGAAUCUGCUUCUACCACACCUAUUCGCAGAAAUGACUCGUCUUUCACAAUCCCGAAUUACCUCCCUCUGGAUUCCCUACAAAAGAAACUCAAAGACCUGGAGGAAGAGAACAUCGUCCUGCGAUCAGAGGCAAAUCACUUAGAGACAGAGACCAUCUCGUAUGAAGAAAAGGAACAACAGCUUGUAAAUGACUGUGUUAAAGAGCUCAGAGAUGCUAAUAUACAGAUCUCCACGAUUGCGGAGGAGCUGGCUAAGAAAACAGAGGAUGCCUCUCGCCAGCAAGAGGAAAUCACACACCUUCUCUCUCAGAUCGUCGACCUGCAGAAAAAAGCCAAAUCUUAUGCACUAGAAAACGAAGAGCUCACCCAGCAUCUGGGAGCUGCUAAAGACGCCCAAAGAGCACUAACAGCGGAGCUGAGGGAGCUGGAGGAUAAGUAUGCUGAAUGUAUGGAGAUGCUUCAUGAAGCUCAGGAGGAACUGAAGAACUUCAGGAAUAAAACGCUGCCUCUCAGUACACCGCGACGAUUCCACUCGCUUGGUCUCUUCCCUAUGGACUCUUUAGCUGCUGAAAUUGAAGGCACCAUGAGGAAAGAGAUUCAAAUGUCUGAUCCAGACGUAGAGGAACAAAGGUUGCACCCUAAACGUGUCUUUGAGACGGUGCGUAAUAUCAACCAGACUGUUCGGCAGCGCUCCAUGGGCCCGUCCCCUAUGAACAUCCCAGGGUCCAAUCAGACAUCCAGUGUGAAUUCCAGGCGUUCUAGUUGUCUGAGCACACCCAGAUCGAGCAUGUACGGAGGGGAUGGUAUUGAAAUGGACAACCGCACUACCAGUAUGCUGAUGGAAACCCAGUCAAAUCAGGAUGGCUCUGAUGACUCCAACAGAAAGCCUGGCACGCCUGGCACACCCGGCUCCCGUGACCUGGCGGCGGCCCUGCGACGUCUUUCCCUUAGACGGGACAACUACAUUAGCGAGCGACGUUUCUUUGAGGAGGAGAGAGAGCGUAAACUCAACGCCCUGGCAGAAGAGAAGAGCGACUUGUACGGGGAGAGAGAUGGUGGGAGUGGCAGUGAAGACGGCGGCCCCCUCACUCCGGCAGACAGCAUCAUGUCUCUGGGAACCCUGCACUCGGUUUACUCCAUCUACAGCACCCGCUCCUACCUGCCAGAGAAACUCCAGAUCGUCAAGCCUCUGGAAGGUUCGGCCACUCUGCACGCAUGGCAGCUGCUCGCUCAGCCCCACCUGGGCAACCUCCUGGACACACGGCCGGGUGUCGUGACCAAGGGCUUUCGACCGCUAGAGCUGGACCUGGAGGAGGUGUACCAAUUCACCGACCUGGAGGAAGAUGAGCCAGGACAGCAUUCCCAAUCUCCCAUCUCUACCUCUUGCCUGGGUUCUCUGCCUUGUUCACCUUCUUUGCGUCGACCGCGUGCCAACAAUCCUGAUUACAAGGAAGAGCAGCCCUUAGAAAAUGGAGGGACCCCUGGAGUGGGGCCAGAUCAAAUGGAGGCUGGAGAGGAGGAGGUCUCAUCUGUGCAUUUCCCUGGUAAAUGUAUGUCCCACACCAGCUCCACGUACACCUUCACCACCUGCAGGAUCCUGCACCCUACUGAUGAACUCACCAGAGUCACACCCAGUCUUUUGUCAGGUCCAUCACUAGCUUCUUGUGUGAUGUCCAACAGCAGUCUGCGCUCGACCCCUGUGUCCACCCCCUGCACGCCUCGUCGCCUCAGCUUGGCGGAGAGUUUCACCAACCUCCGCGACUCAACCAAGACCACCAGUACCUCUCUGGGACUAGUGCGCCUCCUACAGGAGAGAGGUAUAUCUUCUGCUGUCUAUAACCCUCUCAGUUGGGACCGGGCGGACCGAGCCCCUCCACCAGACCCCGGUACAUCGCACACUGUCACCCCCAUGCAUCCCGGCCUGGACACGCUUCCCUCCACUCCUCCAAACUCCCCCAGCAAGUCCAAACCCACCAGUCUUGUGCUCCCUGUAGACUACAGCCCCUCAGACCCCCCCUAUGAAACCUUCCUGGCUUCACGCCCAGCCAGCUCAAUUCUCAAGGAAGUGCGGGAGGCGGACGAAAGAGCUCGGACAGAUACGCCGUGUCAGACUGAAGUCAGUGUGCAGAACUUGAGACUGGUGGACAAGGUGAAGAAGUUUAGCCUGGCUCCCAGAACUUUGACCCCAGGGAUCGGAAGGCCGGGACCGUCGUUUGGGGCCCACGCUGUUGUGACUUCCCCUAUCGGGGGACUGCCAGUGCUGAACUCAGGGAUGAGAAGAAACCGGAGUUACCCAGCUAUGGUUGGGGCUAGUAUGGCUAUGAAGGGCCCGGGGCCUCCCAGCGAGGACCUGCUCUUGGCCCCUGGGCCACCCAGACAAACUAGCCUCAAUGAAAAGUGAAUGUUGCCUCUCUGUCGUCCCUUUUGCCUUUAUUUAAAUUUGCAUUGAUACAUUAUAUCAUCCCUGCGACAACUCGAGUGCCUGUUAAGAUGAUAUUUGUAUAGAUUAUUUUGUUAUAACAGUUGCUAUAACAACCUAUUUUUGUCUAUUUCUCUUUCCAUCUGACCAACAUAUAUAGAGUACAAUUCAUUCAGCAUUGUCACAUGUCUUGGUAUAUUCCAAGCUUUUGUCAUUGUGUGUAAAAAAAAAAAAAAAAAAAUUGGACAAUUUGCACUUGUUAGCUGCGAUAAAAUGUAGCAUAUGAUCAGAGCGGAAAAUUAAUGCCCCAGAAUUACUUUUAAUUGAAGCACUUUUUGAAUUCAAAAACUACUCAAGGAUAAGUAAGAAAACGUUGUCUUCUUUUUUUUCUUUUUCUUACCUUUGUAAAUCUGGUCUUCCGAUGUGACAUUUCAAAACUGAUUAAUUUCAUGAUGCUAGCAAGAUAACUGGUAGCACCUUAAAGCUAAUGGUAGCCCAGACUUUGGUGAACAAUGAAGUUUUGUCAUUUAUUAUUAAUUUUUAGGUCAGAAUUUACUUUUUAAUGUCCAUUAAUUAGUGCUUUAAAUCAGCCCCUUUAGUGUGCCAAAAAUCUGUAAAACAUGCUUUUAUAAGCACAAAUCUCUUCACGUAGGCCUUUUUUUCAUCUAGUCCAUCCAAUUAAUUAAGCAGUGUAAUGUUAAGUGUCUAAAAUGGCUUAUUAAUGCAUAAUAUAAUAGUAAUUACAGUGUAAUAACAGAGUUCAACUAUUACUCUCAAUAGAGGGCGCUGUUGACAUGAAUUGGUGAUAAUUUGCACAUUAGCACAAAGUCUCUGUGCUUUACAUCCUCAAAAGUCGACUGACUGAAAUACUUCAGAGAGAAAGUGAGACCACGGGGCUGUGAAAGUGCUGCAUGAAGAAUUGCAGCAGGUUUGAACUUGAAAACACAAUCAUGUUCACGUUAAGUCAUCUUUUGAUGUCCUUUUGUUGAGACCAACAUUAUUUCUCAGUGUAUGUGUGGAUGUACAGGGCUUACAGUGUGUUGAAUUGCAGUAUCGAAGACUUGAUGGGAAAAUUGCACAACUACAAUUUCUUUGGGCAAAAGGAUGUCAGGUUAAACUGAAAAUGUAUACUGUACAUCUGCUGUGGUUUUGGAACCUACUGACUGAUGUGUGUCAUAUGUAAAGCAAGUGAAGUAUGUAUGGUAAGCUUUAAAGACAUCAAGGGUGCAAUAGGAAUGUAUAGUGCCUGAAUUAUUAUAAUUUUUUUUCUUCUUUUGGACAGACUGUAUCGAAUGGCUUUGCCUGCGACAGUAUGCACUGACAUAAAUACUGUAACAAUGUGUGAUGUUGAUUUCCCAAUGAAAAUAUUUAAAGGAUAUAUUAUAUUUUCGAUAUAUUGCAGAGGAAGCACAUACAGUUGAAAGUGCAUGAGUCGUUCUAAAGAAAAGGUCUGUGUUUUCUUUUAGUUGAGGCAAGUUUAAUUUGUCAGGUGUAAACGUGUGUGUACUGUAUGUUUGUGCGCGCGCGCAUUUAAUCAGCAUGACAUUUGUCGAAUGUGUUUCCGAACCAUAGAGGUAUCUGCAUUGACUGAACAUUGAUUUCAGUGGUGUGUUUAUUUCAUCAGAUUACUGAAGGGAUGUUUUACUUGUACACUGUAAAUGGUAAAUAUGCAAAGGAUUCAAAGAUGCUAACUUUUAUAUAUAAAAGCAAAAAAAAAAAAACUAAACUAAACUUGAGGUGAAAAAAAAAGUAAAAAUAGAGAAGCGAUGACACUGGUGGAAAGUGGAGUUUUGGUUCACGAAUUCUAGAAGCUCCCUUUGCAGAGGAUCAAUAAACCAGUUGUGAUAA
Molecule: messenger RNA, 5204 nt
Organism: Carassius gibelio (silver crucian carp)
Lineage: Eukaryota; Metazoa; Chordata; Actinopteri; Cypriniformes; Cyprinidae
Product: trafficking kinesin-binding protein 1
Exons: 15
Coding region: 600-3338 (912 amino acids)
Biological process (GO): neurogenesis; anterograde axonal transport of mitochondrion; endosome to lysosome transport
Cellular component (GO): dendrite
Molecular function (GO): GABA receptor binding
Source: RefSeq, a predicted model, not a curated record